This is a messenger RNA of Tetranychus urticae (two-spotted spider mite), 1853 nucleotides long. RefSeq names its product poly(ADP-ribose) glycohydrolase-like. The record is from RefSeq and is a predicted model, not a curated record. Gene Ontology annotation, cellular component: cytoplasm; nucleus. Lineage: Eukaryota; Metazoa; Arthropoda; Arachnida; Trombidiformes; Tetranychidae. Gene Ontology annotation, biological process: ATP generation from poly-ADP-D-ribose; carbohydrate metabolic process; nucleotide-sugar metabolic process. Gene Ontology annotation, molecular function: poly(ADP-ribose) glycohydrolase activity.
AAUCCAAAAAUCAAAUCUAAUGCCUUAAAAGCUUCAUUAACGCAAAUAAAAUACUAUAAUCUAUGUAAUCUAAAUAUAUGAUUAUUAAUUAUGCCUUCAUAGAAGUUGAUCAUCUUUGAUUUUACGAUCUAUUUCAUCUAUAAGUGCCUUAAUACUAGCUCGCGUUAUGUCUACCAUCGAUGCUGAAAGAUUAGACAAAAAAAUAUUGAACCGUGAGCCUGAUUGUUGUGCCCCUUUGGGUGAAUUAAAACGCUCAUCUGAUAAGACAAUCUUUUACCAAUUGCCAUUGCCUAGUGAUGGCUUGCCUGUACCUUAUCCAGAAUCAUUUACUGAUUGUCCAUUUUCUACUGACUCAUCUCAGUCCAUGGAGUUUGUUGAAAUGCCUUUUAUUAUAGUUUGAGCAACUCGUCUAGAAACCAAAUUGGUCAGGAGGCCAGUCACUGGUCCGAAAUUGUUAGAUACCUAACAGAUACGCCAAUUUUAACAACGAAGGAAUUGAUCAGUGCAAUUAAGGCAUGUAACUCCACGUAUAAAAAACGAAAUUUUAAUGUUUUAAGACAACUCAUGGAGAACAAUUUGACAGACGAGGAUAAAGAUUAUUUUUUCGAGGAAACAUUGCCUAAGAUAAUUGAACUGGUAAUCCAAUUGCCAAAACUUAUCCGUCAGCCAAUUCCCAUCCUUAAACAGAAAGUUAAUCAUUCCUUAUAUUUUAGUCAACAACAAAUUGCUUCUUUGAUUGCUAAUGCAUUUUUUUGCACCUUCAAAGAUAAAAAGAGAACAUCGAGCAGCAAAUUACUGGACAUUAAUUUGAUCAGAUUAUACGUCGAGCAAGAACGCUUCAAUGUUCACCAUAAGAUACUUAAAUUAAGGUGUAUCUUGAAUUACUUUCGUCGAGUAACCAGAAAUUUACCAAAAGGAAUUGUCUCAUUUGAACGACGUUUUCUUCAGCCUGAUGAGAUUCCUAAAUGGAACAAGUCUAAUAAAAAUUUGACCAAAAUUGUUGUAAAAUCUGACAAGUUGAUUGAAAAGAAAGGCAAAGGAUUGUUACAAGUCAAUUCUACUUAUCAAUUGAUUGGAGCCGAUUUUAUGAAUUCAGAUACCAGGUCUCAGAUGAUUCGUAGCUUUUUGGCUUACCCAGAAUUAUUGAUGUUGAGAUUAUUCACUGAGCUUAUGUUGAACAAUGAAUCACUUUUAAUUGUUGGAGUUGAAAAAUUCAACAGACGAUCACUGCGCAAAGGAUAUUAUUCAAAUUGUGUUGAUAAAACACAAACCGAUGAAUGGGGUCGACGAUACAUAAAACUACUUGCUCUUGAUGCAAAAUACUUUGCAUGGGACAAGAUUUCUAACCAGUAUAAAAAAUCAUACAUUGAUCGAGAAUUGAAUAAAGCUUAUUCUGGUUUCAUAGACAGAAGUGAAUCUGACCCAAAGCACAGAUGUGCUAUUGCAACUGGUAAAUGGGGAUGUUUCAAUAAGCGUGGCGAUCCUCAACUAAAAUCAUUAAUCCAAUUGUUAGCGGCAUCUCAAGCUGAAAGAGACUUAAUGUUUUGUUCCUUAAAAGACAUCAAGCUGGCCGAUGAGUUGAAAGAAAUGAAAAAAAUAUUGAUCGAAAAGGGUUUAAAUGUUAGCCAAUUAUACAAAAUUUUAUGUCAAUUUGAUGAAUCUUUAGAGACGGAAUACCCGGAGAAAGGAUUACUAUUUCCAUAUUUAACUCAACAGUUAUCCACUUUUAAUGCGAACAAUUGAAAUUCAAUCUAACCAUAACCUGGUCAGAAUCCAAUUAUGUGUCACAAUUAAACUUCCAAUGUUAAUCAAAAACAAAUUUGAAAAAUAAAUACAAUUGAAUUUUCCUGCAA